Messenger RNA from Alternaria novae-zelandiae, 318 nucleotides. RefSeq lists its product as uncharacterized. The transcript has 2 exons. The record is from RefSeq and is a predicted model, not a curated record. The coding region runs from base 1 to 318 and encodes 105 amino acids. Gene Ontology annotation, molecular function: metal ion binding; agmatinase activity. NCBI's taxonomy places the organism in Eukaryota, Fungi, Ascomycota, Dothideomycetes, Pleosporales, Pleosporaceae.
AUGCGUGAGUCCGAAUAUCAGAACGUUCCCUGCAUAUCGCUGAUACAGUACGACAGUGGUGUCAACCAUGGAACAUUCUUGCACAUUGCUCAUGAGGAGGGCUUGAUCCGGAAUACUAGUAUACACGCGGGCAUCCGAGCUCCUGUAGUACGGCCGAAAGGUGAUGUGCGCAACGACCUUCGAUGUGGUUUUGAGAUGGUCAAGGCCCGGGCAAUCGAUCGAUUGGGUAUAGCUGGAAUUAUCGACAAGCUCAAAUCUCGCGUCGCUGGAACGAAGGUCUACAUCAGUGUCGACAUAGACAUGGUCUCGAAGGACUAG